Alternaria atra is the source of this 522-nucleotide messenger RNA. RefSeq lists its product as uncharacterized. The record is from RefSeq and is a predicted model, not a curated record. Gene Ontology annotation, molecular function: nucleobase transmembrane transporter activity. The coding region runs from base 1 to 522 and encodes 173 amino acids. Gene Ontology annotation, biological process: nucleobase transport; transmembrane transport. Lineage: Eukaryota; Fungi; Ascomycota; Dothideomycetes; Pleosporales; Pleosporaceae. The transcript has a single exon. Gene Ontology annotation, cellular component: plasma membrane.
AUGAAACAAACCAAAGUAUGCUUGAAGGCGGCUGAUGCUGUACUUAUAACGCUUGUGGCGGGCAUUUGCAACGCCCUGCCGACAGUACUCAAUGGUGUCACCGGCUCAAAUCUACAUAUCCCAUUUUCUAUCGCAUCUCGUGCCAGCUUCGAUCACUGGCUCAGCUACUUCGCCAUUGUGAGUAGAGAUAUCUUGGCCAUGUUCUGGUUCGGCGUACAGACAGCCAAUGGAGGUAUACUGUUCACAGACUACUGGCUAGUCAAGCACACGAAGUACGACAUGCCGGCUUUGUACGACCCAAAAGACAUCUACAGAUAUGGUCGCUAUGGCACAAACUGGCACGUUGCCGUUGCCACGUUCGUUAUCAUCAUCCCUCUACUGCCAGGGUUGGCUAACAAAGUCAACCCGGAUCUGAAGCUCCCCGCUGGCCUGCGGAACCUCUUCACGUUUAAUUGGCUGUACAAUUUCUUUCUGUCCAUUUUCUUGUCUUGCUUUUGCAACCACUUCUUCCCAGCUGAGUAG